CGUGGUUUGUGGAAAUACGGAAGUGAAAAUCAGGCCAAAAUUGCUAUUGCUUUCACUUUCCGUUCACUGACAGAAAAUAUAAGUAUUCGGAAACUAAUGAACUUAUUAAUUAUUUUUAAAUACUAGCAUUAAUUAAUUUAAACACAAUAAAUAGUAACAAAAGACGCCGAGAUAUCUGGAUUCACAAGAUCAAAUGAAAUUGCAGUAAAUCCGAGGCGAUGACGCUGUCAGAAGAGUUGGAGGAGGUGAGGAGCCGGGCCGAGGCGAGUUUAUCCAGACCCGGCUCUGUGCAGGACAUCAGGAACAACGUGUCCGCUGUGGCCAACAUCUCACUGCCUCCGUCGGCUAAAUAUCGUUACAUUGCCGCAGAGACCAUGCUGAUAGAAAACAGUGCUGGAAGCAACAAGAAAGAGGCGAUAGCGUCACUGCAGAAACUGUCCACAGCGCUCAACAUCCUGGAGAAGUACGGCUCCAACCUGACCAGCCCCAGCAGACCCAAGUACUGGCGCACGGUGAAACACAACAACCCAGUGUUCAGGGCCACAGUGGACGCUGUUCACGGUGGGCGGGCCGUCCUGUACCUUUACGGCUACACCAAUCAGCAGCCAGACGGACUGAGCUUUCCCGAUGAAAUCACAGAGCCGGACGUUGCCAAAGUGGCUUCGGUGACGCUGGAGGUCAUGAGUCUGCGCGUAGAGCUGGACAUGCUCAUCAAGGACACCCAUCCUCACCCAGAGUUCUUUGAGAGAAUCAUCCCCUCUCUCACUCAGAAGGAUGAUGAUAAUGGACUGAGCUCAGACGCUGUAGUAAUAUCUCCAUCCAGUGAGAGGCCGUGGGAGAAGCUCUCCCUGCCCACGCUGUCUCCGUCUCAGCCCAAAGGACUGCUGUCUCUCUCCUCCAUCACACCCGCCAAGCCAACAGCUGUCUGUGAGGAGAACUGCAGCAUAUGUGGGAUCUUCCCCGUGACCUCCCACUGCACCACAUGCUCCCAGCGUCUGUGUUUAGAGUGCGACCGACUCUACCACUCACACCCAGCUCGCGCCACACACACCAGGAUCCCAGUGGCGACCCCCAGAACCUCCAAAUCUCUCAGUGUGUCUCGGGCCACGUGGCAUUGUUCGUACUGCACGACGGUGAACACAAUGCAGCAGGUGUUGUGUAGUACCUGUGAGCGCCCUCGUCUGGCUGCAGCUGCUCCGGUUGUACAGGAAGAUCCUCCACAGCCGUCUACCAUUACAGAGUGGCAGUGUAAGAGCUGCACAGUGGUGAACUCUGGCAGCAGUAUCCUGUGUGAGGUGUGUGAGCGCCCCCGUCUGGCCACACGCCCUCCUGUGACUCCUUCGCGACCCACGCCAGCUCCUGCAGGACUGUUCGACACCGGGCAGUGGAUCUGUCAGUUCUGUACUUACGCCAACCACACGCCGUCAUCCCGCUGCGAAAUGUGCGACCUGGCGAGAUCAGACCCCGCCCCGUCGCCUUCUAAACCCCUCCCACCCUCCCCGAUUAAGGACUUCGAGCCGAAAAGUCCGCCGGUGGAGGAUCCCGAUUUGAAGAGGCAGAGAUUAAUGCGGGAGGAAGGGCUUAAACUGAUCAAGCUGAUCCGAGAGGGUGAGAUGAAGGGCGUGAGCCCAGAGGAAGUGUACACGAGUCUGCGGGUUUCAGGUGGCAUCAGCGGAACGCCGUGUGAUUGGCUGAAGACGGAGUUGCCGCACAGGCUGGACGAGAUCUGUGCCAUGGCUGCCUCGUUCCAGCACGAGCCUAAACCUCUCCAGACUACAGCUGCGCACCACGCCGAGCCCCAGAAGACCUCCGUGCCUAUAUCCAGAGCCGAGGCCAAGCAGGCCUGGCUCACAGCAGGGGGCGACAGUGAGAAAGCGGCGAGGCAGGCGCUCAGGGACCGCCUCGCUAGAGUGAAGGAGCUAGCCUCUCUUGGCUUCACUGACUCGGCCGCCUCUGAGGAGGCUUUGAGGCAGAGCGGCGGUGAGGUGAGAGGAGCUCUGGUGCUGCUGCAGCGCCCCCUGCUGGAGCCUUUCCACAAGCGCAUGUGGAGUGAUGAGCCCGAACCCACCAUCGACAUAAACCACCCAGACAAACAGCGUGUGUGUCGCAGACUUCUUGCCAUGUACAAUUUGCCCAGUUGGGGGCGCUGUGAGCUAGCCCUGUCUCUGCUGCGUGACCCCGGUGCCCCCUACACGCUGGAGGACGUGGUACAGGCCGUGCGUGAGUCACAUGACCGUGACUUCAUCCGUCGUGUGUUGGCGAAAGAGUGCCCUAUUUGCCUGUCCUUGUUUCCCCACAGCAAGAUGCAGUCUCUGACGUCGUGUCAGUGCUCUGUUUGCUGCGAAUGCUUUAAGCAGCACUUCACCAUCGCCGUGAGAGACAAACACAUCAGGGACAUGGUGUGUCCUGUGUGCUCCGAACCCGACAUCAACGACCCCGAGCACCUCAACAGCUACUUCUCCACUCUGGACAUCCAGCUGAGGGAGUGCCUGGAGCCAGAGGUCUAUGAUCUUUUCCAUAAGAAGCUGACUGAACAGGCUCUCAUCAAGGACCCAAAGUUCCUGUGGUGCAGCCAUUGCUCAUACGGUUUCAUCUAUGACGGAGAUCAGCUCAAGGUCACCUGUCUGCAGUGCCGGAACAGCUUCUGCGCUCAGUGCAAGAAAGCCUGGGAGGCUCAGCAUGCUGGCCUGUCGUGUGAACAGUUCCAGUUGUGGAAGCGUGAGAACGAUCCAGAGUAUCAGCGCCAGGGUUUGGCUGGUUACCUGCGUGACAAUGGGAUCACAUGUCCUAACUGCAGGUUUCAGUAUGCUCUGGCUCGUGGAGGCUGUAUGCACUUCAGCUGCUCUCAGUGUCGCUAUCAGUUCUGCAGCGGCUGCAACAACCCCUUCCACACGAAGUGUGCAGUGCCUCAGUGCAGUGUGACUGGUCUUCAUGCUCAUCACCCCAGAGACUGUCUGUUUUACCUGCGGGACUGGGAACCUGCCAGACUGCAAGCCUUAUUGCAGAAAUGCAGCGUGGCCUUUAACAUUGACGUUUCUCCAGGAACACAGACAGGUGUGUGCGGUGUGAUUGAGCAGAAGGAUGACGGUACUCGUCAGACAGACUCAGCGUGUGGAGCUCAGACUCAGCCCGGCCAGGCGGGACUCUGCGAGAAACACUACCGCGAGUACCUGGUGAGCCUCAUCAACGGCCACUCCAUCGACCCCGCCCCUCUGUUCGAACCGAAUGAGCUGCUCCUGGCCUGCAGGAGAUACCAAGUGGAGCUCAUGCAGGGGGAGGCAGAGGACGACAGGAUAUACUACUCUCGACUACUGAAGAAACUAAUGGAAGACGUUCCUCUGGGCGACAAAGUCCCACGCAAGAAGUGAAGAAUGAUUUUACUCACCCUGAUUUUACUCCGUGUUUUAUCAUUUGCGUACGCACGGCUCUGCAACCGUUCUCACCACAGCAAGGAUGUCAAAGCGUAGCAUGUUUUAAAAAAUGGUUUUAGAUCGGCGAAGAUCACAGAUUUCAGCAUGAUUUCAUUUUGAUUAUGUUAGAUCUCGGACAAUCUCUACUGUGCACUUUGGGUUCAAUAAUCUUUAAGGAUGAAAUUCUAUAAUUUGUCAUUGAUUAAUAAAUGAUGUCAUGCUUUCUAUGCUAAAGGGAUGCUUUCACCCAAAAAAUGCAAAUUCUAUUAAAGCUAUGGCAAAUGUCCAUCUUCCAAACGAGA
This is a messenger RNA of Pangasianodon hypophthalmus (striped catfish), 3712 nucleotides long. RefSeq names its product E3 ubiquitin-protein ligase RNF31. Gene Ontology annotation, biological process: protein linear polyubiquitination. The transcript has 23 exons. The record is from RefSeq and is a predicted model, not a curated record. Gene Ontology annotation, molecular function: ubiquitin protein ligase activity; K63-linked polyubiquitin modification-dependent protein binding; zinc ion binding. The coding region runs from base 219 to 3368 and encodes 1049 amino acids. Gene Ontology annotation, cellular component: LUBAC complex. Lineage: Eukaryota; Metazoa; Chordata; Actinopteri; Siluriformes; Pangasiidae.